AUGAGUACCCUUGCACUCCUACUGGUACUCGUCCUCACUUGCAGUGCAUCGAGUGCACAGAGGGUUCAGUCGAAGUUCCAUACGGAUUCUGCAACCGUGAGCGUCACAGUCAUUGUUGACCGGUUCGGGUCUGGAAAUUUCACUACUGUGCAGCAAGCCAUCGAUUGGGCCCCCACAAACAACAACCAGUGGAUCCGGAUACAUGUUAAAGCAGGAACAUACACUGAACAGGUGAGCAUACCACAAAACAAACCGUAUAUCCUUCUUGAGGGAGAGGGCCGGAAGACUAUAAUCCAGUCGGGCGGCCAUGGGUCAGUGAGGGGCACCUCAACCUUCACAGUGAAUGCCGAUAACUUCGUCGCCUCACGUAUAACCUUCAAGAACACCUACAAUGUCAAUAAGUUGAUUGCACGCGAUCAAGAUGCAGCACCCAAUGCACGCCCACACAUUGAACGGGCACCGGCAGUCAUGAUAUGGGGAGAUAAAGCAUCGUUUUAUGCUUGCGGAUUUGUAAGUCUGCAGGACACUCUUUCCGACAUGCAAGGUCGGCACUACUUCAACGAUUGCUACAUUGAGGGUGCAGUGGAUUUCAUCUGGGGCUUUGGCCAAUCGAUAUAUGAGCAUUGUCAUAUAUAUUCCACACAUGCUUUUCGAGGCCGCCUCCGGGGACUCGCAGGUUACAUUACCGCCCAGGGCCGGUUAAGCUCCAAUGAUUCAAGCGGCUUUGUCUUCAAAUAUUGCAUAGUGAAUGGAGACGGCAACACGUAUCUUGGGAGGGCAUAUCGAGCAUACUCGAGAGUAAUAUUUUUCAAGUCCAAGUUGGGUGGUAAUGUUGUACCAGAAGGCUGGAAUGCCGGAAAAUUCGUGGGCGAAGAGUUUCAGUUCACAUAUGCGGAGGAGGGCUGCUAUGGACCUGGAUCUAACAAUUCAAAUCGGGUCAAGUGGAUGAAGACGUUGAAUCAAAGGGAAUUGGCUCCACUGGUGAGCAGACAUCGGUUCAUAGACAGAGAUGGGUGGAUCAAAGCACAGCCAAGUCCCAGCUAA
Punica granatum (pomegranate) is the source of this 1044-nucleotide messenger RNA. The record is from RefSeq and is a predicted model, not a curated record. Lineage: Eukaryota; Viridiplantae; Streptophyta; Magnoliopsida; Myrtales; Lythraceae.